AUUAUUCCAUAUUUUUGUGGACAACAUCCAAAAUGCAGGGAUCCUGGUGAGUGGGCCUUGGAACGUGCAAAACAAAACGUAAAUGAAAACUUUUUACUUGUUGGAAUCCUAGAAGAGCUGGAAGAUGUUCUACUUUUGUUGGAAAGAUUUUUACCGCACUACUUUAAAGACGUCAUGAAUAUUUAUAAAAAUCCAGAACACAGAAAACUUGGAAAUCUGACAGUCACAGUAAAAAAAAACAUUCCCUUCUCCUAAUGCCCUACAAGUACUCUACCAGCGGAUGAAAUAUGAAUAUGAAUUUUACUACUAUGUCAAAGAACAAUUUCAUUUGCUCAAACGCAAGUUUGGACUUAAAUCUCAAGUGAAGAAACUGCCUAGUCAAGAAAUGUUAGUCCCAUUUCCUAUCCCUAUGGAAACAAUGGAGUCAAUAAUAGAAGAGGAAGAUAAUCAAGAUGAUGAGAAGUGGUUGGAGGACAUUUAUAAGAGGUGA
Molecule: messenger RNA, 490 nt
Organism: Staurois parvus
Lineage: Eukaryota; Metazoa; Chordata; Amphibia; Anura; Ranidae
Source: the annotation of a GenBank genome assembly